Messenger RNA from Amblyraja radiata (thorny skate), 4351 nucleotides. RefSeq names its product myotubularin related protein 9 (gene mtmr9). Gene Ontology annotation, biological process: phosphatidylinositol dephosphorylation; negative regulation of autophagy. Gene Ontology annotation, cellular component: cytoplasm. The record is from RefSeq and is a predicted model, not a curated record. The transcript is spliced from 10 exons. Bases 91 to 1740 code for a protein of 549 amino acids. Gene Ontology annotation, molecular function: protein phosphatase binding. Lineage: Eukaryota; Metazoa; Chordata; Chondrichthyes; Rajiformes; Rajidae.
CGCGUUGCACAGGUCGCCAUUUCUGCAGGCCGACUGGUGCGCGGCUUGUUUUGGUCCGGCCUGGCUACUGGCGACUGGCGACGGACGGAGAUGGAGUUUGCGGAGCUGAUUAAGACUCCGCGGGUCGAUGGUGCAUUCCUUCACCGACCCUUCCUGCCGAGGGUGGAGGGAACGUUGUGCCUGACCGGCCACCACCUGAUCCUCUCGUCCCGCCAGGACAACAGCGAGGAGCUCUGGCUGCUGCACAGCAACAUCGACGCCAUCGAGAAGAGGUUUGUUGGAACAUUGGGUACAAUUACGAUUAAAUGUAAAGAUCUGCGUAUUAUCCAGCUGGACAUUCCUGGCAUGGAAGAAUGUUUAAACAUUGCCAGUUCUAUUGAGGCUUUGUCCACUUUGGAUUCCACUACGUUAAUGUAUCCUUUCUUUUAUCGACCUAUGUUUGAGGUCUUAGAAGAUGGCUGGCACUCCUUCCUCCCAGAGCAUGAGUACACUUUGCUGUCUGCAAUGACAGAUGAAUGGCGUCUUAGUUAUGUUAACAAAGAUUUCAAUGUCUGCCCGUCCUAUCCUCCCAUUGUCAUGGUGCCAAAAUCAAUUGACGAUGAGAUUCUGAAAAAAGUUGCUACGUUUCGUCAAGGUGGUCGCUUCCCUGUCCUCAGCUACUAUCACAAAAAGAAUGGAAUGGUAAUGAUGUAUAGUGCGCAACCACUGACUGGAACCAAUGGAAGAAGGUGUAAGGAAGAUGAAAGAUUGAUUAAUGCCACUCUACGGCCUGGGAAACGUGGUUAUAUAAUUGACACCAGAUCGAUUACUGCUGCUCAGCAAGCCAGAGCCAAAGGAGGUGGCUUUGAGCAGGAAGCACACUAUCCUCAGUGGAGACGAAUUCACAAGUCCAUUGAGAGGUACCACAUUCUUCAGGAAAGUUUAAUCAAACUGGUUGAAGCUUCUAAUGACCAAUCUCACAAUAUGGAUAGGUGGCUGAGCAAAUUGGAGGCUUCCAGCUGGUUGAGCCACAUAAAAGAAAUAUUAACCACUGCUUGCCUAGCUGCACAGUGUGUUGACAGGGAAGGUGCAUCUGUAUUGGUUCAUGGCAGUGAAGGGAUCGACUCCACUUUGCAAGUUACCUCUCUUGCUCGCAUCAUCCUAGAUCCACAAUCAAGAACAAUUAAUGGAUUUGAGGCAUUAAUUGAGCGUGAAUGGUUGCAGGCUGGCCAUCCAUUCCAGCAGCGCUGUGCUCAGUCAGCCUAUUCUAAUUCCAAGCAGAAAAAUGAAGCACCUACAUUUCUCCUCUUUUUGGAUUGCUGCUGGCAGAUCCAGCACCAAUUUCCAUGUUCAUUUGAGUUUAAUGAACAGUUUCUAAUCGUGUUGUUUGAACAUGCUUAUGCCUCUCAAUUUGGGACCUUCUUGGGAAAUAAUGAAAAUGAAAGACGAAAACUAAAGCUUCAGCAGAAGACUGUCUCACUGUGGUCUUGGGCGAAUAGACCAAAAGUGUUGGAAAAGUACUUUAACCCUCUCUAUGAAGCGAAUAGCUUGGUAAUCUGGCCUUCGGUGGCACCACAAAGUUUACAGCUUUGGGAAGGUGUAUUUCUCCGAUGGAAUCGUUCUUCAAAAUACCUGGAUGAGGCCUGGGAUGAAAUAAUUCAUAUUAUUGAGUACAAUAAGGAUUUACAAGCAAAAGUAAAUGCUCUUCGACGCCAGCUAGCUGAACUACAAACAGACGAUGGAGAACUUGAAAGUCCUUAAACUACUGCAAAUUUAUUAAUUAUUACAUUUACUCUCUUGAAAAAGUAACACUUUGUAUAUGAUGCUGUGCAUGGGUUAGUUCUUAAACACAUUUGAACAUCAGAUUCUCUGCAGUAAGAUUAAAUGUAGGACCCUAGCUAUUAGUUACAUGGUAAUAAUUCAGGUGCCCUAAAACAGUUUUUGAGGAGGAAUAUUUUUCAGUACGGUUUUAACGUGAAAUCUGCAGAUUGAGUUGCUGACCAUUUAAUUUCAGGACUGAUUAAUCAGUCAAAUACUGCACAAGCAUUGAAAGGCAAUUCCUUACCUUGCCUUUGCUUCUCGUUAUCUUAUUGUACUGUCGCUUCUUCUGGCUUCAUCCUUAUAUAAAGUGUGAACAAAUUACUGAAUGUGGGAACAGUUAAAUAAUCAAAUUAUUGAAUCCGAAGGAUCACUGAGUUAUUGAAAUAUUUAUUGAAUUGCUUAAUACUUUGGGAAUUUGUCAGUCUAAUUCUAGUUUAAUUUGCCUUCAGUUGUUGCACCUCAAUGUAUCUGUACUUUGGAACAAAAUGGGUUUCCUUGGAAAAUACGGUUCAACCAGUAUCUACUGAAAUUUGCUCAUGUAGAAACAUUGCACCUACUACAUGUCACAAAUAAUGAUUUCUGCUAACACUGCCAAAUUGCUAUUAACAGAUGUGCAGACCUAUUUGUUACCAUUUGAAACCUUAGAAACACAUCCUAAUGCUUAUUAUACUAAUAUGUGGGCGAAAUCGGAGGCAUUGAAGAGCAUAAUUCUACUGAAUGGAAAAUAUUUUUAUGUUUAAGUGAAUAGUGUAAAUGAUUAUCAUUGCUUGAUUACUAUUAUCAUCUAUAAUGAAAACAUGAAUUGAUCAUCGUAUUUUAGUUUGAUAUGGAAGAGGACCAAACUAGCCGCUAGAGUGGAAAGUUGUUGAAUGAACAAAGACGACAAUAAUAUUAUAAAAGGCACCUCUUGAUAAUAUCAAGAACUUCAGAUGGGCAGAAAUAUCUACAUGGAUGUAAUAUAUUUCUGAAUUGAGAUACCAUUGUUUGCACUUUAUGAAGAAUAUACUUUAGUUAUAUCAUUGUCUGGUGGUAACUCUGCUCUUCUGUAGAAAUCUGUAUAGACUCCUGAGUUGCACCAUUCAACAGUCAUUUUGAUGAAGGGACUGUGGCUAUCUGAAUUUGAAAAUACACUAUAUGCCCACUUCUGACAAACAAUCAUUUCCAGUCAUUAUUUGUAUUAGCACUUUAUCCUUCUAACAGAGGGAUCCAAAUUGAAAUUUUAACUUGCAUAUGCUGCUUCUAUUCUGUUGGCAUUGCUCCUAUAUAAAUAUUUGAAAGGAUUUUGAAGUAGUUGAUGAUAAAGCAGUGACAUUAGUAUAGGACAUUAAUCACACAACACAUCCUUAUCUGUGCAGGUGCUUAUUUUGCUAAUCAUUGAAUGAAAUAACCAUAGCACACUUUAAGUAUAUUUAUGCCUUAAUUACACUACAUUUGUUAAAAUUGGGUAUUUUGGAAGGUAAUGCUAUGAAAUUAGAAAUGUCCUUGGAGGUUUUUUUUAUAUUGUUUCCCAGUAUACUAACUUGAUAUACUAAUAUUUGUAAAGUAUGAAUCGGAUAAUUGAAUAAAUGUUUGAGCAGUUGAAGAAAAAUAGAAUAAAUCUUUUAAAGGUGUGGUCUCAUCAAUAGAAUUGAGAUAUUAAUGAUAUUCUUCAACUUCUCAUUUGUAUUUAUUCACGACCCCCCCCCCCCCCCUUCCCACUGUUAAAUCUUACCACAUCACCCAAGGGGAUAAACGGAGGCCUCUUCCUUUCAGGAGUGAGUUCAAUUUAAAGCUUGGGGGUUACAAAUAGUCUACAACUGGAUAACUUGAAGUUAGUGUGACUGUUGUUGAUACAAUUUUGUGAAGAGUCGUGUUAAUACUUUUAGAAAAUAAUGUAUGGUUCCCCAUUUAUAUUCGAUUAAAGAUGAGUGUGUUCAAGUACUGGUGAGUGUAAUUUUUGCACAUGACAACAUGAUUUUCAAACAUGAUGUGAAUGGUUCUUUUUAGAUUGCUUCGGAAGCUAUCGCUUGCUUAUCAGUGUUAAUGGGGAAUUUUAAAAAGGAUGCAAUUUAUUCUCGGUAAUUAAUCUCUGAUGAACUCGAGUAAACCUUAAAAGGCUGUGUCAAUAUUUGUAAAACAUUCUAUGUUAAGUUCUGAAAUCCUAUCAAAUCAUUCUGUCGUACUGUAUGGCCAAUGUAGUGCAUAUGAAUACAACUGACUUCAAUCUGUCUGAUUAUGUGAACCAGGUGGUUGGAGGUGAUACAAUAUUUAAAGAUAAUUUCAGUUGUCUUUCUCCGAAUUUAGCCAAUUGUUUACUUCGCUUAUGUGGGGUUUUUUUAAAUCAUGUGUUGAAAUAUGUUCAUGAACAAGCUAUGCUCUGUGAACUGUUAUUGAUGGUUAUGUGCUGACUAAAUUACGCAAUGCAUGCAUUGACAGGAAAUGUUAAUUUUGACAUUAAAUAUUUUAAGUACAUGACCCCAUCUGCUUUGUUCAUUCACACAUAUGUUCAACAAAAUCAUCUUUGCAUUAUUUUAAUUUGUCUUUUUGAAAUAAAAGUUACAAAUUCUGUUCA